UUGCUCCUGGUGAAAAUUCUACGUUUAUUGUGAAAUUUAUCGCGAAUUCUGUCGUUUUCCGGUCGAUAAUCAUAUUAUUCCGCGAGUGAUCUAAGUGUUUGACCGACUCCCAGUGGAAUCAACAUCGGUGCGGUUGGGAUGGGAGUCCGAAAGUGCAUUAUCAAGGAUUGCCCUUCCAGUUCGGCUCGUACGGUAGAUCGGGGCGUGACUUACCACAAGAUUCCAGCGAAAGAAGAGGCAAAACAAAAGUGGACAGUUGCUUGCCGGCUGCCGGAGAAUUACGUCAUUAACAAGGGGUCGAAUGUGUGCAGUCGGCACUUUCGGAAGGCGGAUUUCCAGGACUUUAAGGGGACGAAAUAUGUGUUGAAGUCUGCUGCCGUUCCGACGAUUUUCUCCUGGACGAUUGCAUCCACACCGGACAAAAUGAAGAAGGAAGAGACGGCUGAGGAGAAGGAGGACACUAAAGUGGAAAAGGUUGAUGGGGAGAAAGCGAAGGAGGAUGAAGUGAAAGAGGAAGAACCUUCCACGUCGGUGGAAGUCAAGCCGGAUCCGGAUGAGGGGGAAGCUGAAAAGAAAGAGGUUAAAACAGAAGAGGAGGAGAUCAAGCAUGAAGUGGCGGAUGAUGAUAUUGUUUUGAAAGAGGACGCUCUGGUGCCGGUUCAGUCGACUCCGAAGCAGAAAACUCCUGCUUCCAGGAAGAAAGCUACACCAAAACGUGCAACAUCGACAAGGGCUAGUGCCUCAUCGGUCAAGAAGACUCGCCGAAGUGAUCCCACGCCUGCGUCCUCGACGAAGGACAGCAAAAAGGCAUCUCUUUUGCCACGGAAGUCCACAUCGGCCAUUUCGAACACCAGUCAGUCGUCCCAAAUUAACUUUGCUCCGGGGACGAAAAUUGAAGCGCAGGAUUUCUCCGGCAAAUGGCAUCCCGCAAAGCUGCUGGAAGUGGACACCGAAGAGCGGGAAGUGCUGGUUCAGUUCGAGAAGAAUGGGAAGAGCAAGCCCACUCUGAACGACGAAUGGAUUCCGAUGGACAGUGUUCGCUUGCGGCCGCUGCAGCUGCCGAGGACCCCGAACGGAAAACUGAAAUAUGCCAUCGGGGAAAAGUGUUUCGCUCGCUGGAGCGAUUCCAGGAAGUUUCGGGCAACCAUUCAGGCAGUGCUGGAGAACGACAUGUACGAGGUGCUGUUCGAUGAUGGAUUUAUUAAGGUGUGCAAAUUUAAUCACAUCAGCAAGCUGAAGAAGUCGUUAGACGUUAGCCAGGAGUCGGAGGAGGCCCCGGCUACGCCGAUCAAACAGGAGGAAGAUGCAUCCACAGCGGAACCUCCUCCGACACCAGUGACGCCAAUAGCAGCACUUCACGUUCCACAGGUUGCAAAGGUCAGCGACUAUCCGGAAAUUCCCAAAUCCGGCGAAUGGUGUUGCCAUUGGAUGAAUGAUUUUCCCAUCGGCGAGGAGUCCACCAUCGAGGUGGGAGGAGUGAAAGUUUACAGCGUCAUUGUUGACGAUUGGCGUCUCCCGGAAGGGUGGAUCAAACAUGUCUACCAAAGAAUAACCGCGUACGGAAAAAUGGAUGUUCUGUUGAUCAAUCCGGAAGGGAAGAUAUUCCGAUCUCGUCAGGAAAUGAAGGCUUUUCUCGCUGAAAAGGGCGAAACAUACGAUCCGAAUGUGUACGACUUUGGACUGCACAAGAAACGUUCCAAGGAAAUGGGCUUCUGUCACUACACUCAAGAGUAUCAGGACGCUCUGCUUCCGCCCCUGGUCCCGGCGGAACCGGUUUUGUUCAACACGGAAAUUAACAUCGGAUCGGUUAAGGUUGAGAUAAUCGAUAAUCUGCUCCAGUGUCCGGAGGAGGAUUGUCUGAAGACCUUCCGAAAGGAAAAUCAUUUGCAAAUUCACAUCAAACACUACCACAAGGAGCUGGCCAAGGGAUUGGGAGAGAUUCCCAAUAUGCAGGAUUUGGCCUCGCUCAGGACGCCGGUGGAUAUUGUCGAUACACCACCAAAGGCGACUCGCCGGAAGUCGGUGUCUGCUUCCGGAUCAAAAUUCUCCCUGAAGGAGGAGAUCAAGAAGGAGGUCGUGGUUAUUAAGAAGGAACCUGGCUUGGAAGCUGACGAGAAAGCUGAAGACAAAAGAGACGACGCACUGGUGGAACCGGCCGCCAAAAAAGAAAAACUCGAUCCAGCUCCGGGUGACAAACCGUCCGAAUCGACACUUUCUUUGGACAUCAAACCGGAAACCUCUACCACGUCCAUUCCAUUGGAUGCGUCGGCUUCCGCGCCAUUCGAUCCGGAAGAAGCCAUCGAAACGUACGCCGUUACCAAGCCCACCAAAGGUCCCACCAAGAUCAAGAUGUUCUCCAGCAAGAAGAAGUCCACCAAGAAAUCCAAGGCCGGGUUCAUCUCCAAGAAGACAUACAAGGUGGCUGCAGUUUCAAAGAAGAAGAAAAAGCGAAAGCUCAACCUAUCCCGGACUUCGAUGGACUACAUGGACGCUGAUGAAACGCGCCAUUCGUUCGUCACCGCCGGAAACGAUAGCUUCUUCCGACAGGGGUACAGUUUCGACACGGAAAACAGUCAAAUGACGAACGCCAGCAUUUGCGGUCAGUACGGAGACGAUUCGAUCAAUGCAGCUGUCAACAGCCCGAGGUUCAUCAGCGAAAACGGGGAGGUCAUCAAGAUUGUCUCGAUGAAGAAGGAGGAGAUCAUCAACUGUUUGUGUGGGUACGGGGAGGAAGACGGCCUGAUGGUUCAAUGCGAGUUAUGUCUCUGCUGGCAACAUGGAGUCUGCAACGGGUUCGAGAGGGACACUCAAGUCCCGGACAAGUACGUUUGCUACAUUUGUCGAUAUCCGCAAGGGGGACGCGAAUCUCGCCGGUACAUCCACGAUCAAGACUGGUUGUACGAAGGUAAACUCCCGGUAGCAAACUACCACGUUCCGAACUCGAAACACCCCACCCGUUUUGAUAUUCUGAGGCAGAGUCACAUGUUGGGUGGAAACCUGCUCGAGUUGAAACGAUUCAUGCACAGUCUGAAGGUCAAGAUCAACAUCGCGGGGAAGAAAGAUCACCCCAAAAUGUACCUGUGGUCGAAAAAGUGGGAAAAGAGUCCACCUCGUGGAGGCAAUGGUGAUCUGUCAGGAAUUGUUCCGCUGAAUAAUUCGCUUCAAUCGACCGGAACAUCGCAAGCGCUAGUGAAAUACGAACAGAAACCGAUUCCGGUGCCACAGAUUCCCGUUCCGGAAGCGCCAAUCGAUCCAGCCGAGUGUCAAGCCAUCCUGCUGGAGCACAUUCAGAAGCAGCAGAACGCCGCGAUGGCCCGACUGCAGGCCAUCGAAGCGCAAAUCAUUGCCCUGGAAGCGUACGACGACAAGGCGGAACUGCUCGAGUCACCAACGGCCAAGAACUACCCGAAGACGAAGCAGACCAUCCACAUGCUGCUGAACGACUUGGUCAAGAUGAAGAAGAUUUCGGCGAUCCACCGCAGUGCACAGCAGCCACUGCAAUAAUGAUAUGCGUUUUUUUUUUAUCAGUGGCGGAAAUGUCAUUUAUGAACUUUAUUUGCGUUUCAUGUGAGAAUUGCAAACCAUUUUUUUUCCUGU
This is a messenger RNA of Ochlerotatus camptorhynchus, 3597 nucleotides long. It is a transcript of the gene MBD-R2, whose product is annotated as MBD-R2. The coding region runs from base 139 to 3504 and encodes 1121 amino acids. Lineage: Eukaryota; Metazoa; Arthropoda; Insecta; Diptera; Culicidae. The record is from RefSeq and is a predicted model, not a curated record. Gene Ontology annotation, molecular function: DNA binding. Gene Ontology annotation, cellular component: NSL complex. Gene Ontology annotation, biological process: regulation of transcription by RNA polymerase II. The transcript is spliced from 5 exons.